Molecule: messenger RNA, 2726 nt
Organism: Gossypium raimondii (Peruvian cotton)
Lineage: Eukaryota; Viridiplantae; Streptophyta; Magnoliopsida; Malvales; Malvaceae
Exons: 12
Coding region: 326-2365 (679 amino acids)
Biological process (GO): cristae formation
Cellular component (GO): MICOS complex
Source: RefSeq, a predicted model, not a curated record
UUUUUCACAUAAUGGUAGCAAGAAAAAUGUCUGUGUAUGAAAGCGAGACUCUGCUCGGUAAAAUAAGAUAGUUCCACCCUGUAGGUCGCACGCUACCAGACUUUCAAUUUCGGACUCCAAGUUCCAAGCCCCCAACAGCGAUUCCCAUUUGGCACCCGCCUUGGCUCCCCGAUUGGAUUCGUCGCUACCCAACAACAAAUUGUUUCAAUGCCAACUCCCUAACUCCUCCUUUCUAGCCCUCACUUCCUUUUUCAGUAAUUUUCACAAACACCUUACCUAAUAUUAGAUUCAAAAUCCCAAUUAGAAAAAGGGAAAAACCAGCAGCAUGCUUCGAAGGUCAAUUUUGGAAUUAUCACGUCACCGAGGGUCUCCUCGGAGAAUACCAAGGCAGAUUAUAUCCCAGUGUUCAUCACCGUUUCUUUAUUCGAGAAAGCAAUUUUCGACCUCUCCUGGAGAAAAUCCUACUCCAAAACCUGGUUCAGCUGGAGGUCCGCCUGAAUCAAAUAGUGGGUUUUCAAGAGUUGUCCUUGGCAGUGCUGUUAUUGUUGGUGCUGCGUUGGUUGCUUACCAAGCUGGAUACUUAGAUCAAUAUUUUGGUCAAGUGCCCAAUGAUUCUGUUGAUUCAGCGAAAAUUGGUUUUGAUAGUAAAGAUGAAAAUGAUGUGCAAGUUGUUACUUCUCAUGAUGAAGAAAUUAAAGGACAAACUACUCAUUUAGACUUGCACGAGCAAGAAGAUGCAACGCGUAUCAGUCUUCCUCCUCAGCUUGAAACUUCGAGUGAAACCCCUAGUGUAAACCACCCUAAUGUGGAAGUUAAGUCGAAUGACUCGAAUGAAACACUUGGAAAUAGCUCAACGUCUGGACCAGAAAAGCCGUUGCCAGAAUAUUCUCAGAGCAGCUUGCCAUCUGCUGAUCACAGUGCAGAUGCUGCUGUAUCAGCUGAGGGGAAUGUUGAAAAGGCUGGGUCUGAAACUGCACCAAUACCGGACAAGGAAAUUCACGAUAUUCAAUUGGAUACCCAAUCAAGUGCAUCCCUUGGAGAAAAGGAGACAAAAGCUGUAGAACCUCAUUCUCAUGCUACUGAAGACAGACCGCAGGAUGAAACAAGUAAAGGUGCAGAAGCACCUAGUUUUGCCCUUGAAGAAAGCGAAAUAAAAGCUGUGCCUUUUCUGCAUCCCAGUAUAGCAGACAUAUCUCAGGCUAAACCAACUGAAGAUAAAGGAGCUCCAAGUUCUCUUCUUGAUGCCUAUCACCUUAGGGACAAGGCAGAUGACAGCUAUUUAUCUUCUCUAAAUAGAAAAUAUGAGCAGCUUUCUAAAGAAACAGAGGGUUUUGGUACAGCAGUUGAGGAACUAAAUGAGGGAUAUUUAUCGAAGGAUGGAAAAUUAAUUCUUGGUUUCCUCCAAGCCAUUCAUGCUGCCGAAAAAUGGCAAGCUGAGCUGGAUGCACAUGCUUUUGCUCAAGAAAAAGAAGUAUUGAAGGAGAAAUAUGAAAAGGAAUUAAGGAAUUCAAGAGCCAGGGAACUAAUGCGUACAGAAGAGGCAGCCAUAUUGGAUAAGGAAUUAAAGAGAGAAAGAACAAAGGCAGCAGCUGCUCUAAAAUCACUUCAAGAAAAAAUGGAAGAGCAGCUGAGGAUGGAACUUGAAGAAAAGGAAAGGGAAGCUGAACUGAAGUUGCAAAAAGCUCAGGAGCUUGGAAAAGCAGAACUAGCUGCAGCGAUUGCAAACGAGAAAGCAGCACAGAUUGAAAAAUUGGCAGAAGCAAAUCUUAAUAUAAAUGCCUUAUGUAUGGCAUUUUAUGCACGAUCUGAAGAGGCGCACAAAAGUCAUUCUGUUCACAAGCUAGCUCUGGGAGCACUUGCUCUAGAGGAUGCACUUUCUAAAGGAUUACCAAUCCAAAAAGAAAUAGAUGCUCUGCGCACCUACCUUGAAGGUACUGAAAAGGAUUCAGUGUUGGAUUUGGUGCUUUCGUCUCUUCCAGAAGAAACACGGUACCAUGGUACCGACACUGUACUACAGUUGAAUCAAAAGUUCAAUGCAUUGAAAGGGACCCUAAGGCACUUCAGCCUAAUUCCACCAGGUGGUGGUGGCAUCUUGACACAUUGUUUAGCACAUAUUGCAUCCUGGUUAAAGGUGAAGGAAGUCGACCAAUCUGGUGAAGGGAUUGAGUCUUUAAUCAGUAGAGUUGACAAAUACUUGGCUGAAGGAAAGCUCGCCGAAGCGGCAACUGCUCUUGAGCAAGGUGUCAAGGGUAGCCAAGCAGAGGAGAUUGUCAAUGAUUGGGUGAAGCAAGCGAGGAAUAGAGCCAUCACUGAGCAAGCUUUAACUGCACUCCAAUCAUAUGCUACUUGCAUUAGUCUUACCUAAUCUCCAGUCCUCAACACAUGGCUCAAACAAUAUCUUGGGUUUGGAAUUUACAAAUCUCACAAUGCAUAUUAUUUUUCUUAAAAAUUGUGUAGAUUGUCCGUGAUCCUCCAAAUAAAAAAUUUUGGCUGUCUUUACCGAAGAAGGUCCAUAUUUUUUCAUCUCUUCAUAGAUACUGUUAGUAGGCCUUUGUGGUGGAAUGUUAAAAUAAGCUAUUGGAUUAUUGGAAACAAGAGGGUCAAUAUAGAGUGAAUUUCUUGAUAUCUUUUGAAGAUAUUGCAACAUGUAUGGUUGAUGAUGUAUCAUUUUCUUGAAAUAUUUUUCUCAACUAUUUCUAGUUUUAAUCAGAAUUUUCUUAUUUGCA